This is a messenger RNA of Closterium sp. NIES-67, 2989 nucleotides long. Lineage: Eukaryota; Viridiplantae; Streptophyta; Zygnematophyceae; Desmidiales; Closteriaceae. The record is from the annotation of a GenBank genome assembly.
AGAGGAUCUCACUUUAUUCAGACAUCGCUCGGUUCUCUUGCUCUGCGUCGUUCAUUGUAUCUCUAAGGCUGCUAGUUCCAGUACAUACUAGCGCUUCUCAGCUAGUGUUUACGUCAGUCCGCUCUUAGCUUCCACGCUUCGGGCCUUCUAGCUCGCCGAUAACCAGUGCUCGUUAGUUACUCCGACGCUGAAAAUAGGUGUCUCGCAGUCUUCCCUCGACCGUGUGUGCGCCGCGUCUCUCGGCGGCAGAACGAACCUUGUCGUCGAUUCGCGAUUCACUGAGGCGCUCGCCGCGUUCGCCGCUUCGGAAACGCACUUUCAUCGCGAUUCCUGGGGCAGCUCGAGGCAAAUCGACGGCCGGUCUUUCUUGUGCGAGCAGCUGGAUGCGACCGACCACGUGCGCCGCUCCUCUGCCGCCGCCGCGGUUUCCGCCGCUGCCGGCGCGACUAGCACCGCGAGCGAGCGCAGGGACAGCGCGAUCCGCGCUCUCGCGGAGUCGAUCCUCGUCGCCUGCCCGGCGCGACACUCGUUCGCCUUCUCCUCCUCCUCCGGGUCGGACGGCGCCGCCGACGCCGCUGGUGCUGCGUUUGGGAGCAUCCAUGGCGGCGCGUGUCGCUCGUCCAUGUCGUCCUUCGCCUUCUCCACGCGCGGGGGACGCGACGGGGGCUCCUCCUCUUUCUGGGGGGGACGGGGCUCCUCCUCUUUCUGGGGGGGACGGGGCUCCGCCUCCUCCUCCUCCUCGGGCGGAAGAGGUUCCGCCUCUUCCGCGUGGCCCCGCCGCUCCUCUGCGUCGUCGUUCGCCUUCUCCAAUCUCGCCGCUUCUUCCCCGCGUCCCUCGGACGGCCCUCUGUUCACUAUCGCGGAAGCUCUUACCGAAUCACUGCUGGCCGUCCAAGACCCCUUCCCUCCGUCGGACGGUCAGUCUUCUGACGGUGUGGCUGCUGGCAGUCGUGGAGAAGCGGAUGGCGGCGUUGCGGCGGCGGAAGAACAGGCGACGGACGGCAAUUUGCCGCCCGAUCUGAGCGGGUUGAGCAACGGGGAGUUGCUAAUGGUGGCGGCGAGCCGCAUCGCGCUGCUGACGGCGUCGCUGGGCGAGUCGCGGGCGAUCAACGAGGAGCUGAUGAGGGCGAGGGAGGCGGCGCUCUCGCUGCUCAUGGAUACGCAGCGGAAACUGACGGAGGCCACGACGCGCGCCGUGCUGUCGAUGCCACGUGUCGACAGCUCGUGCGAUCUGGCUGCGCUUGGCCGGGUUCGUGGCGGCGGGAGCGCGCAGCCACCGCCGUCGUCGGCCGUUUCCACGUCGGCGUCGUCGUCAGCGGCAGCAGCGUCAGCGGCAUCGCCGACGGGGCAGAAGGCGAAGAUUUACCUGGACGAUGACGAUGACGAUGACGGCGACUACGACGAAUCGGACGACGAAUGCGACGUGCCUCGCAGGCCCGUCGCACCAGUCGCCAGGAGCCCGCAUGCGGCUCCGUCGCCCCCCGCCCCGAGCCCAGCCCUUGCGCCAUUGGCGGAAGCUCGGUCAGCGGAGAGCGAGGAGGCGGAGUAUGCGCGGUUCCUCGAGCGGAAGGUCGCGGAGCUGCAGGGGGCGCUGUCGCAGGCGGAAGGCGCGCUGGAGUCCGCGCGUGCGAAGCGCGAGGCCUGGGCGGAAGGCCAGGAGCGCGCGGUUGCCGCCGCCGUCGCGGACGGCGAGGCUUCCGCCAAGCGCGCGCGGGCACGGGAGGUGGAGCUGAUGGUGGCACUGCGGAGGGUGGAGGGGCAGCUUGUAACGGAGCGCAGACGUCACGUGGCAGAGGUCGAUUCGCUGAAGGAAGCACUGGCCGGGGCGCAACGGGAGAAGGAGGGGUUAUUAACGAGCCUGGAGGAAAUGGGUCGGGCGUUGGAGCAGCAGCGGGAGGAGCGGGACGCGAUCGUGGGGAGGCUGGCAGCGGAGAAGGCGGAUAUGGUGGGCGAGCUGAUGGACGUGAUUGUAGAGGCCGUGACUGACGCGGGGGGUGUGGGGGUUCUAGGGGUGUGGGGGGUGUGGGGUGUGCAUCUGGGCUGCUGGGUGCUGCUGCUCUGUUGGAACCGGUUCUGGCUGAUGCGGCAUAUGUGAGCGUGGCUUCUGCUGACGUGGCAGUGGCUGGUGACGUGGCAGUGGUCAGUGACUUGGCGGAUGGGGGAACCACAGCAGCUGAGGUGGCACUGGAGGGAGGCAGUUACGGGGGUUGGGAGGAAGUUCAGCCAGAGGCUGCUGCUGAGGGGGGUGAAACCCUCAUUGCAACCUCUGAAGCUGACACCACUGUCACCCUUGCUACAGCUGCUACAGCUGUUACACUUGCUACAGCUGCUACAGCUGUUACACUUGCUACAGCUGCUACAGCUGUUACACUUGCUACAGCUGCUACCGCUGUUACACUUGCUACAGCUGCUACCGCUGUUACACUUGCUACAGCUGCUACCGCUGUUACACUUGCUACAGCUGCUACCGCUGUUACACUUGCUACAGCUGCUACCGCUGUUACACUUGCUACAGCUGCUACCGCUGUUACACUUGCUACAGCUGCUACCGCUGUUACACUUGCUACAGCUGCUACCGCUGUUACACUUGCUACAGAUGCUACCGCUGUUACAGCUGCUGCAGCUGGGGAUAGGAUUAGCAGCAGAAGGCGCUACAGCACAACUGCUGGAGACGGCAGGGGCAGGGGCAGGAGCAGGGGCAGGGGCAAGGGGGAUGACAGAAUCAGUGGCACCAGGAGCGGGCGGGGAAGUGAGGGAGCACGGGGAAAAGGAGUGGAUUCAGAAGGACAUAUUUCCAAGGGCAAGAGCCGGGUGCUGAGGGAUAGGGACCUGCCCGCUCGGCGACACACUAUGGUCCCCUGCAGGCUCCCCCGCUCCUCCCUUCCCUUGCACCUCCACUCCUUCCACUGCCGCCCCUCGCUCCCAUCCCUGUUACCCGUUGGCCGAGAGCCAGGGGAGGGCCGAAGGGGUGAGGAAAACGUGGAGUGGA